Brassica oleracea var. oleracea is the source of this 1457-nucleotide messenger RNA. RefSeq lists its product as uncharacterized. Lineage: Eukaryota; Viridiplantae; Streptophyta; Magnoliopsida; Brassicales; Brassicaceae. Gene Ontology annotation, molecular function: L-ascorbic acid binding; iron ion binding; oxidoreductase activity, acting on paired donors, with incorporation or reduction of molecular oxygen. The record is from RefSeq and is a predicted model, not a curated record. The transcript is spliced from 9 exons. Bases 131 to 1282 code for a protein of 383 amino acids.
AAAAAAGUCAUCGAGGGAACCCUAACUUCAACGGGAACUCAAAAUCAAGAUCCCCCAGAUUUGGAUUCUUUGAAAUGUAUUGUCCUCAGCAACCCUAACUUCCUCACUUGAAUUGCUCCCCUUCACAGUGAUGUCAAGCGACCAGCGAGAAGCUCAGCAGGAUACGACGGUGGACGGUGGCGGAACAACGACGAUGAGAGCUACAGCUGCUACGACGACGUUUUCUUCGCAGAGACUGAGGAUAAACCCUAACAACGAGCAUAGGCCCGAGAGCUACGAGGAUCUGAAGCUCGAUUUCCCCAGUGCGGUCUACUCUAGUCUCGAGAAGUACUUGCCGCAGCAAAUCUUGGUCUCCAGCAGGGAAGAGAAAGUCAAAUUCAUGACUGACAUUAUGCUCAGGCACCUCCCUCACGGAGAACGGUCCAGAGCUCAGAGGCACAGCGUUUAUAGGCAGAAGAUAAUAACUAAUUAUCAGCCGCUUCACAAGGAGUUGUAUACUCUAGCUCCUAUGCAUUGCUUCGUCCCCUCUUUCAUAAAGGCGAUCAAUGAAAGCUCAGAGAAAAGCUUCAGAAGCAUUAUAUCUGAACCGUCUCCUGGUGUUUUUGUCUUUGACAUGCUCCAACCUAGCUUCUGUGAGAUGAUGCUAGCCGAGGUAGAAAACUUUGAGAAGUGGGUGGGUGAGACAAAGUUCAGAAUCAUGAGACCAAACACCAUGAAUAAAUACGGUGCUGUGCUUGAUGACUUUGGCUUGGAUAGCAUGCUUGACAAACUCAUGGAGUCUUUUAUACGUCCCAUGACUAAAGUAUUCUUCAGUGAUGUAGGUGGAGCAACUCUGGACUCUCACCAUGGGUUUGUUGUUGAGUAUGGCAAAGAUAGGGAUCUUGAUUUAGGCUUUCAUGUGGACGAUUCAGAGGUAACACUGAAUGUUUGUUUGGGUAACCAGUUUGUGGGUGGGGAGUUAUUUUUCCGUGGGACUCGGUGUGAGAGACAUGUUAACACAACUACAAAGCCAGAUGAAAUAUAUGAUUAUAGUCAUGUACCGGGGCAAGCUGUACUUCACCGUGGGCGCCAUCGCCAUGGUGCCAGAGCCACAACAUCAGGACAUCGAGUCAAUAUGCUACUAUGGUGCAGAAGCUCUGUGUUUAGAGAGCUCAAAAGUCACCAGAAGGAGUUCUCCAGCUGGUGUGGAGAGUGCUUUUGUGAAAAGAAAGAGGAGAAAGGAAGGGCGCUUGAUGCUCUAAGACAGAAAUUGGUUAAGGCAGUGCGUGCACCCCAAGCUUGAAGAAACUUUGUAUUGGAUGACUAUUAAAGAAUUGCUCCUGUUUCAAGGUGACUUAAAACUGAGCUUGUGUAGAAAAUCAUUUGAGAUGAACUGUUUGCUGUUUAACUUUUUUGUAAUGUACAUGAAAUUUAGUCUCAGCUUUAUCUAUACCACAAGAGGAGUUGUAUUGUUGUUA